This is a messenger RNA of Mesorhabditis spiculigera, 1302 nucleotides long. NCBI's taxonomy places the organism in Eukaryota, Metazoa, Nematoda, Chromadorea, Rhabditida, Rhabditidae. The record is from the annotation of a GenBank genome assembly.
AUGUUUAUGUACCUCUACACGCAAUGGUCGUUCAAAUUCCUGUCGACGAUCGGCAUUUUGCUCCAAUUAUUGCUGGUCGACAUUCCGCGGGAUUUGAUACGGUGGAUGGGGUUGAAGCCGAAAGAUGUUAAAAACCAUGUAAUCGUAAUCACUGGUGCUGGGAGUGGAUUGGGCCAGAAAAUGGCCGAGACGCUGGCGAUUACGCAUGGGGCACAGUUGGCAGUUUUGGAUGUUAAUGAGAAAGGUGGUCUCGAAACUGUUGCUCGAAUCGAGGCCAAAGGAGGUCGUGCUCAUUUCUGGAGGGUAGACAUCAGCGAUGCCGACGAUAUGAAUGCAAAAGCGAAGGAGAUCGAGGCGUAUUUUGGCCGUGUUGAUAUCGUGAUUUGCAACGCGGCCGUGCUGUACUUUUCUUUUUUCAUGGAGCUGACGAACGAGCAGCUGAAGAGGGCCAUGGAUGUCAAUGUUAUUGGAACUAUUAAUACAAUCCGCGCGUUCCUCGAGCGUAUGGAAAACGAAAACUACGGCCAGAUCGUGUGCGUGGCUUCGAUUGCCGGAUGGACGGGCGACACGUUUGGACUGGCCUAUUGCCCGACAAAAUUCGCGGUUCGCGGCGUGAUGGAGUCGCUGCAGAUGGAGCUGAGAGAUCGGGGAUUGAAUGGCGUCAAGUGUACUACGGUGUGCCCUUACUUCUGCCGGACCCCAAUGAUCACCAGCCAGGGAAUGAGGCCCACAUCGACAUGGAUCCCAUUCAUGUCGGUCGACUCGUGCUCCCGUCGAAUCAUCGACGCCGUCCUCAAGGAGAAGAUUUGCGCCUUCAUGCCGAAUUACGUCAAUUUCAUCCCGCUCGUGUUACGACUGUUCGGCGUCUCGGCGACCAAGUCUCUCCGCGAAUAUCUGAAUUGCCGAUACGAGCCGACGGAGACUGAUAGCCACGCCGUUUUCAAGAGUCACCGAAAACUGAUCCAACCGAUGCCCGACUAUUUCGAGACUCCCUCAAUCCUCUGGUGGUCCAUCAUCCCUGGGGCGCUGGUCAUCAACUUUUACGCCUGGUACCAACCCGAGGCCCUCGACAUCUUCCCCCUCUCGCCGGCAUGCCAUAUUGGACAGGUGUACCCGUCAUUCGUCAUUGCCACCAACAUUUUUGCCCUGGUCGCCCAUUUGGGUGAGGCCAUCUACGCCCUGCUUCUCUGCGAGACCGUCAGAUUCACUUUUGCCUGCCGCCUGAAAUGGUUCGUACAAACGUUCAUCCUCGGUUUCCCGUCGUUGAGCCUGCUGAAGAGCUACGUCAGCAAGAGGGUCGAC